Messenger RNA from Glarea lozoyensis ATCC 20868, 3342 nucleotides. RefSeq names its product P-loop containing nucleoside triphosphate hydrolase. Lineage: Eukaryota; Fungi; Ascomycota; Leotiomycetes; Helotiales; Helotiaceae. Gene Ontology annotation, cellular component: intracellular anatomical structure; catalytic step 2 spliceosome. The record is from RefSeq and is a predicted model, not a curated record. Gene Ontology annotation, molecular function: ATP binding; RNA binding. Gene Ontology annotation, biological process: spliceosomal complex disassembly. The transcript is spliced from 3 exons. The coding region runs from base 1 to 3342 and encodes 1113 amino acids.
AUGGACGACCUGUACGAAUUCGAGAUCUCUGGGCUCGUGAGCAAGGUAGUCGCUGAGCUGCAAAACCACCUUGGAGUGGUCGACAAAACUCUCGCAGAAUUCGUUAUCGCUCAGCGCCUCGAGGCUGACACCUCUGACAACUUCGAACGGAGGUUGAAUGAUAUCGCCAAUGACACUUUCUCAUCAAGUCUCGUCAACAGCAUAGACAGGCUCGUCUGCUUGCUUCACCCGACUAUGCAGGCAAGGCGUUUCAUUACAUACGAUGAGCCUGGCGAUCAACGCCCCGUUGUCCAAAAAGCUCACAAAUCCACUGGAGAUGCUGUGCCAGACGUGGUGUCAUAUCAAAGCUCUAUCGAGAGCGACUUAGCAAUGCUGGAGGCUCUGGAGCCAAAGCAUCGAGAUGUCGAAAAAAAUAAGCGAAGACGGGACUGUAGUCUCAGUCAGGGUAGGAGUCUUGAAACAUCGAUGGAGCAGCAAUGGAAGCAUGGAAACCCGGUCACCGAUUUGCCAAAGAAGAGACGCCAUGCAAGAGAUAAUUGCGAUGUGUCAAUGUCAGAGAAGCAGCGGCGCCAUGGCUACCGCAGCGGCGAUCGUCAUAAGGAGGACCAAGAGAUAUCGCGUCGGUUGAGCCCCGAGAUAGACGAUACACCUGUGUUACAAAAAGUUUACAGUGGCCAUGUCACGGCUCUUGAGGACUUUGGCGCCUUCGUUAGCAUCCAAGGCAUCAAGCAGAAAGCAGUGGGACUUGUCCAUGUUUCACAGCUGUCAAACAAACGCGUUAGCCACCCAUUAGACUUAUUGAAAUGUGGCCAAUCUGUCCAGGUCAGAGUCCUUAGCAUGGAGGGCACAAAAAUUGGACUAUCAAUGAAGGAUAAUGAGCAAGACCGGGACGCGACUUUCCAGAAAGGCAUCGAUUCCAGUGCUAACAUGCAGUCUGUGGGCGGAGAGAAUAGGGUAGACACCGACACUAGUCCUGCAAAGUUCCAAAAAAGAAGAUUGACAUCUCCUGAAAGGUGGGAGAUUCGGCAACUCAAGGCAUCUGGAGUUGCGAAAUCUUCAGACUAUCCCCAGCUAGAAGAAGACUACAACGCAACGAUUAGUGGAAACGGCAAAAUGGAGCUGGAAGAAGAUGUUGACAUUGAAAUCAGGGAGGAAGAGCCGCCAUUCCUUGCUGGGCAAUUUAGCCAGGCUCUAGAUCUCUCGCCUGUUCGUAUCAUUAAAGCCCCUGAUGGGUCGCUGAACCGGGCUGCUAUGUUCAGUGUCACGUUAGCAAAGGAACGAAGGGAAAUCCGAGACCUGGAGGCUGAAGCUGCGGUUGAAACUGUCGAGAAGGUUGAUCUCUCAUCGCAGUCAAACGAUCCAAUGGCGGACCCCGCGAAUCGCAAAUUCGCCAGUGAACUUGGAAAAGGGAACGCCAUAAAGAAUACAAGCAUGCCAGAGUGGAAAUUUUCGGCUACCACGAAAGGCCAGACUCCCGGAAGGAGAGCACAUAUGUCAAUUAAGGCGCAGCGGGAAUCUCUUCCGGUGUUUACAUUUCGAAACCAACUUAUCGAAGCUAUACAACAAAAUCCCAUUCUUGUUGUCGUUGGUGAAACAGGUUCUGGUAAGACUACUCAAAUAACACAAUACCUAGCUGAGGCAGGGUUUACAAGCAGCGGCAUUAUUGGGUGCACACAGCCUCGCCGUGUAGCGGCAUUAUCAGUAGCAAAACGUGUAGCCCAGGAAGUCGGCUGUGUUUUGGGCGAGGAAGUAGGGUAUUCAGUACGUUUUGAUGAUUGCACCAGCAAAGAUACUAAAAUCAAGUAUAUGACGGAUGGUAUGCUUCAGCGCGAAGUUCUAAUCGACCCAGACCUAAAGCGAUACUCUAUUAUCAUGCUCGACGAGGCACACGAACGUACUAUUGCUACCGAUAUUCUCUUCGCACUACUUAAAAAAGCUUUGAAAAGACGAUCAGACUUCAAAGUGAUCGUCACGUCUGCCACCCUUAACGCUGACAAGUUCUCGACAUACUUUGAUGACGCUCCAAUAUUCACAAUCCCCGGCCGUACAUUUCCAGUCAAAGUUCUAUACUCCCGGGAGCCUGAGCCGGAUUAUCUUGACACUGCUCUAGCCACCGUUUUGCAAAUUCACCUGAUGGAGCCAGCUUUAGGGCCUAGCGUGCCGGACCUACUUGUUUUUCCUGUCUAUGCCGGAUUGCCUGCGGAUAUACAAAACCGUAUUUUUGAGCUAACGCCGCCAGGUAGUCGAAAGGUCGUCGUUGCUACAAACAUUGCUGAGACCUCUAUUACUAUCGAUAAUAUCUACUACAUUAUAGACCCGGGGUUCUUCAAGCAAAAUUCAUAUAAUCCGAAGCUGGGCAUGGACUCGCUCGUUAUUACCCCAAUAUCGCAAGCACAAGCUAAUCAGAGGGCAGGUCGUGCUGGCCGAACCGGCCCAGGAAAGUGCUUUAGGUUAUAUACUGAGACAGCCUACCAUUCAGAGAUGUUACGAUCUUCAAUACCUGAUAUCCAACGUCACAAUCUAUGUACAACAAUCCUUAUGCUUAAGGCGAUGGGCAUUAACGACCUUCUUCACUUUGAUUUCAUGGACCCGCCACCGGUUAAUACUAUGCUCACUGCUCUCGAAGAGCUUUAUGCUCUAGGUGCUCUUGAUGACGAAGGUCUAUUGACACGGCUAGGACGCCAAAUGGCCGAUUUCCCCAUGGCGCCGUCGCUUGCGAAAGUGUUGAUUUUGUCAGGAGAAUUGGGUUGCUCAAAUGAGGUCCUUACUAUCGUUGCUAUGCUAAAUCUGACAAAUGUCUUCUAUCGUCCGACGGAGAAGCAGGAACAAGCAGAUCAGAAGAAGGCCAAAUUCCAUGACCAACAUGGCGAUCACUUGACACUACUGAAUGUAUCAUGGAACGGUAUCAUCACCCAGUUACUUCAUGUGGUCCCAGAACGGAGCAGGUGCGUCGAGCCUUUUGCGCCGGGUUUUUUUCGAAAUGUAGGGAGAAGGGACACAGAGGCUGGGUCCGGGGGCUACAAGACCCUUCUUGAACGCACACCAAUCUUCGUGCAUCCAUCGUCUGCGCUGUUUGGGAAGCAGUCUGAAUGGGUAAUCUAUCAUGAACUUGUCCUCACCACGCGUGAGUAUAUGCGCUGGACCACAAGCAUUGAACCCAAGUGGCUCAUCGACGCAGCACCGACCUUUUUCAAGCUUGCAGGCACUGGUGGGACGAUGUCAAAGAGACGUAAACAAGAGUGCAUUGAGCCGUUGCACAAUAAAUUUGUGGGCGAGGAUGACUGGCGGCUGUCAGCUCAACGCUGUUCUGGCGGCCGAGGCGGUGGCGGCACUUGGAGUUAA